Messenger RNA from Cicer arietinum (chickpea), 3257 nucleotides. RefSeq lists its product as uncharacterized. Gene Ontology annotation, molecular function: protein binding. Lineage: Eukaryota; Viridiplantae; Streptophyta; Magnoliopsida; Fabales; Fabaceae. The record is from RefSeq and is a predicted model, not a curated record.
AGUUAACAACUUUGUAACUAACAGAGGUUUUUUUUUCCGCCAUACACAACGGAGUGGCAAUGUUUUUGAGAAGGCGCUCCGCACUUCAUCUCCGUCUUCAUCUUCUUCUUCCCAAUUCAUAUUUCAACAAUUCCUUCACCUUAUUCUCUUCUCAAUCACUCACAUUUUCCCAACACCAACAACAAUGGCUUCAAAACGUUCAAAAACUUCAAUCAUUACUACACCAACGUCGCACAAAAACCGCUCAAAGGUACCUCAAAUUCCUUCUUCCCUCUCAACUUCACCCUCUCGUCUCCAAACCCAUCUUUUUACAAACACUCUUACCCUUUUGCUCUAACCCCAACACUCUCAACCAAGUCAUGGAUAUUUACCAUUCGAUGAAAAAAGACGGAUUUACCCAUCCCAUGGUUUUCCUUAACCCUAUUCUUCAAACCCUUGUUGAUUCACAACAGUUCGAAGAAGCUCUCACUCUUUUCACCGAACUUGUUGAAUCGGGUAUUCGACCGGAUGUUUUCUCUUACGCAAAAGUUGUUCGUGCUGCUGUUAUGUUGAAGGAUUUGAAUAAGUGUUUUGAGUUGUUGAAUUCGAUGGAGAAAGAUGGGAUUCGACCUUUUGUUUAUGUGUAUAACUUGGUAUUGGGUGGGUUGUGUAAAGUGAAAAAAAUAAAAGAUGCUCGGAAGUUGUUUGAUGAAAUGAUUCAUAGAAAAGUGGUUCCUAAUACGGUGACUUAUAAUACGCUUAUUGAUGGGUAUUGUAAGGUGGGUGAAAUUGAGGAAGCUUUUAGCUUGAAGGCGAGGAUGAAGGCUCCGUAUUCGGAACCGAAUUGUGUUACUUAUAAUUGUUUGUUAGGUGGUCUUUGUGGUUUGGGGAGAUUGGAAGAUGCUAGAAGGGUGCUGCAAGAGAUGGAGGGGAAUGGUUUUUUGCCUGGUGGGUUUUCGAGUAUUAUAUUUGAUGAUCAUUUGGUGUGUGCAAAUAAAAAUGGUUUAAUAGAUGGAAAUGGAACAAGGGUUGAUGAGCGUACUUAUAGUGUUUUGUUGAAUGGACUUUGCAGGGUAGGAAGGGUUGAAAAGGCUAAAGAGGUUUUAAGAAAGCUGGAAAAUAAUGGGGUUAUUCCAAGUCAGAUAUCAUAUAACAUAUUGGUGAAUGGUUAUUGCCAUGAGGAUGACUUGAAUAAAGCUUUAUUGACAGCUGAAGAAAUGGAACAACGGGGGUUGAAGCCUAGUUAUAUCACCUUCAAUACCUUGAUUAAUAAAUUUUGUGAAACUGGGGAGUUGGAACAGGCGGAGAAGUGGAUUAGAAAGAUGAUAGAGAAGGGUAUUUCUCCCACUUUGGAGACUUAUAACUCUUUGAUUCAUGGUUAUGGAAUGGUGUGUGAUUUUGUCAGGUGUUUCGAGAUUUUUGAGGAAAUGGAAAAGAAGGGGAUAAUGCCUAAUGUCAUAAGCUAUGGUUCUCUGAUAAAUUGUCUCUGCAAAGAUCGUAAGCUUCUUGACGCUGAGAUUGUGCUUGCGGAUAUGGUAGGUCGUGGGGUUUCUCCAAGCGCGGAAAUUUAUAAUAUGCUCAUUGAAGCUAGUUGCUCAUUGAGUAAAUUGAAAGAUGCCUUCAGGUUUUUUGAUGAAAUGAUAAAAAAUGGAAUUGAUGCGACUGUUGUGACAUACAAUACUCUGAUAAAUGGACUCGGAAAAAAUGAAAGAGUAACAGAGGCUGAGAAUUUGUUUCUCCAAAUGACCAGCAAGGGAUAUAACCCAAAUGUGAUUACAUACAAUUCCUUAAUCUCAGGAUAUGCAAUGUCAGGAAACACCAAGAAAUGCCUCGAAUGGUACGAUAAUCUGAAGAAACGAGGCUUAAAACCUUCAAUUGGGACUUUUCAUCCUUUGAUCAAUUCAUGCAGAAAGGAAGGUGUAGUGACAAUGGAGAAAAUGUUUCAAGAAAUGUUAGGAAUGAAUUUGGUUCCAGAUCGAGCUGUAUAUAAUGAAAUGAUAUAUGGUUAUGCGGAAGAUGGAAAUGUUUUGAAGGCAAUGUCUUUACACCAACAGAUGGUUGAUCAGGGAGUUGAUUGUGACAAGGUGACUUACAACUGCUUGAUUCUAGCACACCUUAGAGAUAGAAGGGUCUCAGAAAUAAAGCAUAUUUUUGAUGAUAUGAAGGCAAAGGGUCUAGUUCCAAAAACUGAUACAUAUAAAAUUCUGGUUAAGGGACAUUGUGACUUAAAAGAUUUUGAUGGUGCCUACAUAUGGUAUAGGGAAAUGGUUGGCGUGGGUUUGAUUCUAAAUGAUCGCAUCUGCUAUCAGCUGAUAUCCGGGCUUAGAGAAGAAGGAAUGCUGCAAGAAGCCCAUAUGGUAUCCUCAGAAUUGAGUAGUAGAGUUCAACAACUUGAAAGCUAACAAAGAGUACAGACGACUGUACAAUAUCAAACUUCACCCCAUGAGUGACAGAUACAAAGGGAAGAGAGAAAAAAAGUAAAAACUGUGCUGGACAAGGAAAUGAGAAAUGCAAAGGGAUAGUAGAUGUAAAAGGAUAUGUCAAAGAAAGGAGUGUACUGUACGAAAAACAGGAUUGUAUUGCAUCCAGAAAGUGGCUUAUUGUUUAUGCAUAGCAAGCCAAGUCAGGUAUCCAGGGCAGAGAAGUUAAAUUAACACAUCCUGAUAAUGAUCUACUAGAAGGAUAUGAUUGGAUGGAGGAUUUUGGAGGAAGAUGGAGGGCAUCAUUUAUUUAUUUUUUAAAAAUUAAGUUAUAAAGUGCUUCUAAAAAUAACAUAUCCGAAAUUAAAAUAUUAUAUGAUCAUUUAUUAUGUUAUUUUUAUAUCUCAAAUAUACACCAAAAUAUAGACUUAUCUCGCUCUAAAACCAUCCCUUGUAAAAACAAGACAUCCAAACAUACUUCAAGGGUUUGUUUGGUUCAACCAAGGGGAAUUGAGGUAGAUGAGGUGAGGGAUUUUUAAUGGUUUUGUGUUUGGUUUAAGUGGAAGGGAGGAAUUUUAAAUGGUUUUUAUGUUUUUUUAUUCUCUUCCCUUCAAAUUCCUCCAAAAUAGAGAGAGAGCAAAAUGAACCCUAUUAGUGAUUUUGGCUCCUUCUCCUCUCCCCCUCCCUCCAUUUGUCUCUAACCCAACACACCCUAAAGUUUCCUAUGUAAAAUGGGUCUAAUCCUCUAAUGAAUUUUAACAUGGUGGAAUCUAUGUAGCGAGGGUUGUCAAUUGUUAAUAUAGUCUGAUUUAUGAUAUUGUUAAUAAGUUUAAAUAAGCAACUCCUGAUUUUUCCAUA